AUGGAUCCUUUCCAGUAUCCAGAUAUUCCGCAGAUCCCCGCCUUCGAGGACGACCAGCACUUCUUCCUCUCGUCAGAUGGGGAUUUCGAGUUCUCACCUUACGCCAAGCGACCUGCCGUGUUUGGGUACUACAGAGACGGCUUCGAGCAAGGCAUGGUGGACCCGGAGGUUGUGAACAUGCAGCCGCUGCAGCGGUUCCUUCACGGCGGAGAUCCCUCUCCUCUCCCUCCUGCGCUUGUACAUACCGAACCUUCCCGAGACCUUCAACAUCAAUACUACGCCCCUUACGGACGGCCCUGGCCAACCUCGGAGUUCCCGCACUACUUCUCGCGAAGCGGCUCUCCGGAGGGCACCUCGACUUCAGGCACAUCGAGCCAGGCCCAGCAUAACGACGUCUCCUCUCCUGGGGCGGUCCACUCUGUCCCAUAUGGCACCAUGGACGCCUUCACCCAACAAACACUCGCAUGCCCUGGUGCCGAGUCCCUUAAAGGAGGCGUGUAUUCAUCCCAACUCCAGCUACCCGGUAACAGUGUCCAUCCCAAGGAUCUUGAGCUGCAGCACCAUGAUGAAGCUCACGCCCCUACGGAGGAGCUCGAGGCAAUGGAUGUACAAUCCGACUACGACUAUGAGGCAGAAACAUCCUAUCCAAACGCAGAGGCCGCACAAGUUGACACCAUAUCCGAAUCCUUCAACAACAACCAACCUGAUCCGGAGAUGGGCCAUUCCCUUCAAGUGGCUGAAGAAGUGCUGCCCAUGACCCAGAGCGAAGAGUCCGACUCCGACUACAAGCCCACCACGAGGCACAGGAGAACACGGUCAACCUCCCAUCGCACUCCCAGGAGACAAACCUUAGCACGCCACGGUCCACACUCCUCCACAACCACCUCCCCUUCCCAACCGCACUCACCAUAUCACAAUCGCAGCCGCCGCCGCCCCUCCCAGCGCGACACAAAGUCCCCCACCUCACCAGCAGCCACCACCUCUGGAGCUCCAAAGGAGCGCCCAUUCCCCUGCCCCCUUGCCCGUUACGGCUGCCCCUCCGACUUCCGCUCCAAAAACGAAUGGAAGCGGCACGUCUCGACCCAACACAUCAAACUCGGCUUCUGGCGCUGCGACCUGUGCGCCCCAACCGUCGACCCGCACGACGCGUCCACGACGUACCACAACGACUUCAACCGCAAGGACCUCUUCACCCAGCACCUCCGCCGCAUGCACGCCGCGCCCCCGACGUGCGGCCCCGCCAAGAGGAAGGAAUUCCCCGUCACGGAGGACAACAUCAAGGAUGUACAGGAGCGGUGCUAUUUGCGGCUGAGGGACACGCCGCCGAGGAGUAAUUGCCUUUUUUGCGAUAAGAGUUUUGUAGGGCCCGCGAGUUGGGAGGAGCGGAUGGAGCAUGUGGGGAGGCAUUUGGAGAAGGAGAGGGUUGGGGUCGAGGUUGGGGUGGGGGAGUGGAGGGAGGAUAGGGGGUUGGAGGAGUGGUUGGUUAGGGAGGGGUUGAUUGUUUGGGGGGAGGCUGGGUGGGGCAUGGGGGGUGGGAGGCCUUUGAGGGGGGAUGGGGAAGGGGAGGGGGUCUGA
Westerdykella ornata is the source of this 1575-nucleotide messenger RNA. RefSeq lists its product as uncharacterized. The transcript has a single exon. Gene Ontology annotation, molecular function: DNA-binding transcription factor activity. Bases 1 to 1575 code for a protein of 524 amino acids. The record is from RefSeq and is a predicted model, not a curated record. Lineage: Eukaryota; Fungi; Ascomycota; Dothideomycetes; Pleosporales; Sporormiaceae.